AGGAGGGUUCAAAGCUUUCUAGACCAUUCUAAUUUGAUUCAGAUUUUCUCGCCUUUAGAAGACGUCAACAAGCACACCCGAGGCAAGUUACUCCGGUGGGCACUGCGCAUUUCGUGUUUGCGAUACACGAUUGAGCAUAUCGACGGCGAACGGAACCUGUGGGCGGAUAUAGUAUCGCGG
This is a messenger RNA of Phytophthora sojae, 180 nucleotides long. RefSeq lists its product as hypothetical. NCBI's taxonomy places the organism in Eukaryota, Oomycota, Peronosporomycetes, Peronosporales, Peronosporaceae. The annotation marks the transcript as partial. The record is from RefSeq and is a predicted model, not a curated record. The transcript has a single exon.